CCAAGAGAUUGAUUUGACUUAUAAUCAGUUGAGAUACGUAAUGGUGCCAAGAGGUGUAAGGAUAUUUCUAGCGAUGCGUAACAAACUUUCGCGAGUGACAUUUGCAGGCACCAUUGUUGAAGAGUUAAAUCUUUCCAAAAUCAAUUGGAUAGAAUUCCCGACAUCAGUAGGCAAUCCAAAAUGGUAACACUCGAUCUUUCGUGCAAUGAAAUAAGUGAAGUCAAUUUCGAUGAUUUACCCCGGUCUCUAAGUUACUUGAACUUGGCCAACAACCGUAUUUUUCAAACAUCUGGCGACAGAAUUUUAAGCAGUUUACAAUAUCUUGAUUUGUCCAGCAACAUACUUACUAUUGUUGACAAAUCUUUCAACUCUGUACCAAAUGUUAAAGAACUUUACCUUCAGAAUAACGAGAUUGUAAUGAUCACGACGGAAAAAACAUUUUCCAGCUUAAAAAGCAUCGAUCUUCGUGAAAACGACUGGGAUUGCAAUUCGUUGAAAGUAUUCAUUGAAAGAAACAAUGUAAGAAAACUUCCAGACAACCCUAGCUGUAAGUACGGAAGCCUUGGUACAAAUGGUCUGUGCUGCAUACAAUCAUCAGCACCUUACGCCGAUCGAGUGAUUCGGUACAACAAACGUCAACACGAGGCCCUGCAAAACUCUUCAAUGCAUCAACAACGCGGUCCCAACUGUGCCAACUACAAGCCAAGCCCGUGCGACGGAGACGACAACAAGGUGUACGAGGUUGCCAAUGCGGCCGCCAACGAUGUUCAAUCUUUGGUUGCGCAGGAUAAGGAAGCCCUUCAAGGUAUCCUCAAUCAGCAAAGAUACUUGCUUGAAAACAAACAAAAUGAAAAGGCUCGUAUCGAGAACGAAAACAAUCAACUGCAAACAACGCUGAACGAUUUGACCGGUUACAUUGGAAAGUUGUACCAAGACGAUGGGUUUAAAGUUCCAGCAAAACCGGAUGAGCAGCUAAAACAGAUUUUCACGAAACGUGAUGCCGACAAUAAGGCCACCCUUGAGCAGGUCAUCGAAGAGGAACGGAAGCUGCAAAACCUGCAAGAAGACAUUGCCAAGAUCGAGGAAGAGCUGCAAGAUUUGGAUUAUCGGAAGGAAAGGCUGUUGGGUGACAUCAACGCGCGUAACGCUACGGUAGUUGAGCACGAGAAAAAAAUUAAGGAGUUGCAGGAAAAGAUUGACAAGCGAGGAUAAAUGUACACUUUUCGUGUGUAAGUGAAUCGGAAGCAUACAUAUUUUAAUAAAUUUAAUAUUUUCAUUUCAUGAAUACAG
Culex quinquefasciatus (southern house mosquito) is the source of this 1290-nucleotide messenger RNA. RefSeq lists its product as uncharacterized. The coding region runs from base 181 to 1212 and encodes 343 amino acids. The record is from RefSeq and is a predicted model, not a curated record. NCBI's taxonomy places the organism in Eukaryota, Metazoa, Arthropoda, Insecta, Diptera, Culicidae. Gene Ontology annotation, molecular function: protein binding. The transcript has a single exon.